This is a messenger RNA of Trichomonas vaginalis G3, 1254 nucleotides long. RefSeq names its product ankyrin repeat protein family. Gene Ontology annotation, molecular function: protein binding. Lineage: Eukaryota; Parabasalia; Trichomonadida; Trichomonadidae. The record is from RefSeq and is a predicted model, not a curated record. Bases 1 to 1254 code for a protein of 417 amino acids. The transcript has a single exon.
AUGAAUUACGAAUACAUUGCUGCUCAUAUCAGCGAUUAUAUUCAAAAUGAAAACUUCUUUGAUACAUUUAACAAAGAAGAUAUUAAACAAAUCAUGAAAUAUUCAACUUUAACAGCAAAUCAAUACGUUACUCUUCUCAAACAAUCAUCUACAACUAUCAAGGCCAAAGAAUUAUAUGUAUGUACACGAAAUGCAAAUGUUACUAUCCAAAACAUGGAGGAAGUCGUUUCUACUCUGAAAUCUGUCAAAAAAUACAUGAAAUUCAAUAUAUUCGAUGGUAUCAUUGAUAUUUUGGAUCAAAAAGAGCAAGAAAUACCUCUUUCUACAGAAGGAAUUCAAAAUCCAAGACAAAAUGCUGCCAAAGAAACAAAUGUCAAUCAAACUAAUGGAAAUAUCAAUGACUCUAGAGAGAUUUUUACUAAAAUCGCAGAACUUAAGAAAUCUAGUGAUUUUGAACGUGUUUACAACUUCUUUAAGGAACUUUCUGCUCAAGGAAAUCAGGAAAUGAUUCAAAAAGCAUGUGAAGAAGGACUUUUGGAAAAGAAGAUAAUGUGUGGUAAUAAUGUGCUUCAUAUAGCAUGUGAAAGAGGAAAUCUCAGACUUGUCAAAUCACUCAUUGAAUGUAAGUGUGAUAAAGAAGUAAAGAAUGAUGAUGGAUGUACUCCACUCAUUUGUGCAUCACUGCAUGGUUGUAUUGAAGUUGUUCAAUAUCUUAUCUCAGUUGGAGCUAAUAAAGAAGCAAGGGAUAAUAAUGGCGGAUGGACUCCACUCAUUUCUGCAUCAGCUAAUGGUCAACUUGAAGUUGUUCAAUAUCUUAUCUCUGUUGGAGCUAAUAAAGAAGCAAAGGAUAAUGGUGGAUGUACUCCCCUCAUUUGGUCAUCAGCUAAUGAUCAACUUGAAACUGUUCAUUAUCUUAUCUCUGUUGGAGCUGAUAAAGAAGCAAAGGAUAAUGAUGGAAAGACUCCACUCAUUUGGGCAUCAUAUUUUGGUUAUCUUGAAAUUGUUCAAUAUCUUAUCUCUAUUGGAGCUAAUAAAGAAGCAAAGUCUAAUGAUGGAUAUACUCCACUCAUUUGGGCUUCACAACGAGGUUAUCUUGAAGUUGUUCAAUAUCUUAUCUCAGUUGGAGCUAAUAAAGAAGUAAAGUCUAAUAAUGGAUGUACUCCACUCAUUUAUGCAUCAGCUAAUGGUUUUCUUGAAGUUGUUCAAUAUCUUAUCUCAGUUGGAGCUAAUAAAGAAGUAAAGAUUAAAGAAUGA